AUGAGCGCUGGAAACGCUUACCAGCCCUACUCAUGGCACCAAUCUCACGACCAGGCGACUGUAUUGCUUAUUCUGCCGUAUGAUGCAGCGGAGGAAGAUGUUCAAGUGGUCCUUGAUGGAACCCAUCUCAUUGCCGGUGUACUCGGAGAACCGCCGCUGAUCAAGGGCCGACUUUAUGCUCCUAUCGAUCUUUCACAUUCUGACUGGUUACUGGAGCCCACUUCGCCACAUCUCUCUGCACGCGAACGCACCAUCUCCACAACCUCCACUACUUCCACUCGGUCCUCCUUUGCUCUUGUAUCUUCCGACCCCGACGUGGAGAUCACAAGCUCUUUCGCCGCAUCCCUCGCCAGUGGACCGAGCUCCGAUACGGAUGAAGCUGUAUCACCUUCGCACUCUUCGCCGCAUUCGUCCGCAGACGAGCGUCAUGCUGGCUUUACAACGGUUCCGCGUCGCAGGCGCAGAACUAUCGUUGCCAAUUCAGCUCGCACAACCUCUCCACAUAGUCUCGCCUCCUCGCACUCGUCUCUCAACUCGGCACGUCGCGGACAGGGUCGUCUGCUGACAUUGCAUCUCGAAAAGGCUGACAGCGCAAUCUGGCCGGCGCUGAUCGUCGGACCUGCGCCAGCGCUACUCAGCUCGCCGCCUCUCGGUCCCUCUCCGCCAGACAUGGAGGCCGCAUACAACAUGGACCCCACCAGUCUCGCACUACUGGGAUUAGAAUUGGCGGACGUGCGCGAGGACGCUGACCGCGCCUUCGAAUGCUUCCUUCGUUCGUGGUUACAUGCGCAAGUGCCUUCAGCUGCAAUGCGCUUGGCCGCCCAUUACGUCCCACCACAUGCACUACCGGCCGACGAUCUAUCUACACUCCCCGAACAGGACCGAAGAGCAUACUACAUACGCGCUUUGGGCGGCCCAGCAGCACUUGCGCAUCUCUAUCAUACGGUCGGCCUACUGCACUUGGAGGGGACGGCACGAUCUCUUUUGGCGUCCUCUCAUGCUGCGUUAGCAUCGAUACGCUUACCAGAGCCCACUGGUUCGGGAUCAGCGGGCGGCGCCGCGGCUUGGAAACGCGAUCGUGCCGCUGCCAACUGCUACUUCGAACGCGCUCGCGCUCUGGCGCCCGACUUGGAUAUACCAUUGCUUCUGCCCGAGCCCGAGGCAAAGAGCCCAGAACCUGUCAAGUUUGAUAUGCCUAUUAUCGACCUGCCGGGCAAGCAAGAGUUGGUUCCCAUACGCAAAUCAAGGCAAGCGGUGGACGAGGAUGUGGAUGGGACAUGGUACUUGUACAUACCAGGGCUAGUCGGGGCCGGCACUGCAUUACUGGUCGUUGGCGUGGUCGGAGCGAUAUCGUUGUCGAAUUGGAGGAAAAAUCAGAGUUGA
Messenger RNA from Peniophora sp. CBMAI 1063, 1383 nucleotides. The record is from the annotation of a GenBank genome assembly. Lineage: Eukaryota; Fungi; Basidiomycota; Agaricomycetes; Russulales; Peniophoraceae.